UCGUCGCCUCAUUUCUUCCCUUUCCGCAACACCAUCGCAACCUAUCUUCACCAUGGCUCGACGACCAGCUCGCUGCUAUCGCUACUGCAAGAAUAAGCCCUACCCCAAAAGCAGAUUUAAUCGCGGUGUUCCCGACCCAAAGAUUCGAAUUUUCGACCUGGGACGAAAGCGUGCCAAUGUCGACGAAUUCCCACUUUGCGUGCACAUGGUUUCCAAUGAGUACGAACAACUGAGCUCUGAAGCCCUCGAAGCCGCCCGUAUCUGCGCCAACAAGUAUCUUGUCAAGAUUGCCGGCAAAGAAGGUUUCCACAUGCGAGUUCGAGCCCACCCAUACCACGUCGUCCGAAUCAACAAGAUGUUGUCUUGCGCCGGCGCCGAUAGACUGCAAACUGGAAUGAGAGGUGCUUGGGGCAAGCCUCAAGGAACCGUUGCUCGUGUCAACAUUGGUCAAAUUCUUCUGUCGGUCCGAACUCGCGACUCUCACCGUGCUACUGCGAUUGAGGCUCUACGCCGAUCCAUGUACAAGUUCCCUGGCCGCCAAAAGAUCAUUGUCAGCAAGAACUGGGGUUUCACACCACUCAGACGCGAGGAGUACAUCAAGCUGAAGCAGGAGGGUCGUCUGCUCCAAGACGGAGCCUACGUUCAAUUCCACCGCAGCAGAGGCAACAUCGAGGACAACAUGAAGCGAUUCCCUGGUGCUUACGAAGUCGCUAGCGAGGCAUAGAUUUGCGCUGUUACAGGCGAAACGGCGUGACGAGGCAUGAUGUAUCUCUAGGUCACACGACUGAAAACAGCUAGCAUCUGGAGAUGAUGGUGGUAGAUGCCAGUCCUAGGAGUCUGCAUUGAUUUUUCCAAAAUGAAAAAUACGAGUUUCACUCCAAUCCAAAGAGUGCUGUUCAGCCCAAGUCCACGGUUACCAUGAGGCAGUAUAUUGAUUUCUGGUCAUUUUCCAGACCAAGUUCCCCAUGAGUACUCCCUAAGGAAUACGUGGAAUGGAAAUGAACUCAACUAUCGUCCUUGACCAGGCUAGAUAAGGUCAUUGUGUCGGAUGUUGAGUCUGAACGAUAUCAUGCCACAAUAGCCAUGUCAGAGUAAAGAAGGUAAUAUCGAACCGGUGUUAGCAAGCAGCUGUGCCUACCAUUACAAAGCUUCAAUG
This is a messenger RNA of Exophiala xenobiotica, 1156 nucleotides long. Its product is annotated as 60S ribosomal protein L10-A. Gene Ontology annotation, molecular function: structural constituent of ribosome. Gene Ontology annotation, biological process: ribosomal large subunit assembly; translation. The record is from RefSeq and is a predicted model, not a curated record. Gene Ontology annotation, cellular component: ribosome; cytosolic large ribosomal subunit. The transcript has 2 exons. Bases 53 to 724 code for a protein of 223 amino acids. NCBI's taxonomy places the organism in Eukaryota, Fungi, Ascomycota, Eurotiomycetes, Chaetothyriales, Herpotrichiellaceae.